AUGACGAAUGGACUCGGUUAUGGACAAACACACCGAGAAAAUCUUUGUUCUUUGGAUGUUGAGGACGUCAGUGACAAAGUACAGGCUGACAAGAUUUUAGAACGGUUUACGGUCCUGUUGCAGCUGUCAGCUAUUCGGAACGGACUGUUCGUGGAUCUAUUGCGGGCAAAAAUGGAGCGGAAAGUAGAACGCGAUGAACGGACUAAGCAUUUGUUGGAGAAAACAGUGGCCGAAACUAGGGCCGAAGUGGACACAAACGGUAAGCACAACCCGAAUGUGAUAUCUAUGUUUGCUCAUCAGCUGACCCAAUGUGCGGACAAAUUGCGAAAGAACGACAGCGAAGAAGAAGAUGAAAUAAUUCGAAUAACGCAAGACAACCACCGUCUCUGCGCUAUUUCCAAAAUGCGCCAAACAAAACUCGCUAAAAAAACGGACAAUUUUAAGCUCGCCUUCGACAAGCUGGACUGCAAAUUGAAAGAAAAAAACAUACCAAUGAGAUCCCAAUUGAUCGCGUUUGGUCAAAAUCCGUGCGAAAUAGUAAAUUGCGAUGACAUAUGUUGA
Cinara cedri is the source of this 561-nucleotide messenger RNA. NCBI's taxonomy places the organism in Eukaryota, Metazoa, Arthropoda, Insecta, Hemiptera, Aphididae. The record is from the annotation of a GenBank genome assembly.